AAGCUACUCCCUUUCUUGCCAUCGCCUUUGUCUUUGCCUUCUCAUUUUCCCCAAAAGCUUCCAAGCACCACCACACUAGUUCAAUCACAAUUUCUCUUCUGAUCAUACUACUUAUACACACAUGUGUAGAAUUAAUGUGUGAUAUAGCCAUUUGUCUUCAUUUCUCUAAACUCCCAUGGCUCUCGUGAGCAAACUUCCUUCAUCUUCAUCGUCAUCUUCACUAACCCAAUUCAGAAAGCCCCUAAAUCCCUCUCUGAAACCCGCCAAUUCCAUACAUUUUACAAGAACGUCAUGUUCCGCAUCGCCUUUCACUGAAAAACAUUCAGUUGAGAGAUACCAAAGAGACAAAUGGGUGUUCAAGAAUCAAUUAGAUCAAAACCCACCUGAAAAUCAUUCCAAUUUCUCAACUAGGGAUUAUGAAAUUGCUCUUCAGCUCCCAGAACUGAAGAAAUUGCUUCAUUUUUUGAGAGAGAAGAGAGAGAAAGGUGGCGAUGGUGGGAGUGGAAAAGGGGGACCUGGGAAUGUGUUCUUGGUGGGUACAGGUCCUGGUGAUCCAGAGCUGUUGACAUUGAAGGCGUUGAAGGUGAUUCAGAGUGCCGAUUUGUUGUUGUACGAUAGAUUGGUGUCAAAUGACGUGCUGGAUUUGGUGCGCCCCGAUGCUAGACUUCUUUAUGUUGGCAAGACUGCUGGGUACCAUAGCAGAACCCAGGAGGAAAUCCACGAGUUGCUUCUGAGCUUUGCUGAAGUUGGGGCAAAUGUUGUGAGGCUUAAAGGCGGAGAUCCAUUGGUCUUUGGAAGAGGUGGAGAGGAAAUGGAUUUUCUCCAACAACAAGGCAUUCAAGUAAAAGUUAUUCCAGGUAUAACUGCUGCCUCUGGAAUCGCAGCAGAGUUGGGUGUUCCAUUGACACACAGAGGAGUAGCAAACAGUGUCCGGUUUUUAACUGGACACUCAAGAAAAGGAGGAGCAGAUCCUCUUUUUGUAGCAGAAAAUGCAGCUGACCCUGAUUCGACUUUGGUUGUUUACAUGGGCCUCUCUACUCUCCCUUCACUCAUCUUAAAAUUAAUCCACCAUGGUUUACCACCCGACACACCAGCAGCUGCAGUAGAGCGUGGUACCACACCACAACAACGCAUUCUAUUGGCAGAGCUAAAGGAUCUUGGUGAUAAAAUUGCAUCAGAACAACUUGUGUCACCAACUCUGAUCUUUAUUGGAAGAGUUGUUGCUCUUUCACCUUUAUGGCCACAAUCACAAGCUUCUUCUUCUUCUUCUAAAAAGGAUUCACAUCUAAUGGGCCAUGUCUGAAUCUUCUGCAUUGCUUUGCUUUGCUUCCUUCAUCAAGAAAAUGGUGGAUGUGGGCUCAUGAGAUCAGUGACUGGUGAGUUGAGUUCCUUGAUGGGAAGUAGCAAAAACAAGAGAUUGUGAGAGGGUGGUGGCUUACUGAUUAUUCAAUCAAGCUGUUUAAUGAGGAAAAAAAAUUAAUGUGAACAAAGGCUGUAGAGCGAGAAAUGUAAAAUUUUGAGUUAGAAUUGUUUCUUUUGGGUUAAUGGUACUUUGAGGCACCUGCCAGAAGUUCAGAUAACCGAGAAAACCAAUGUACUUUGAGCAAUUUCCCAUAAAUGGUUAUGAACUUUGAAUAGGCAAC
This is a messenger RNA of Lactuca virosa, 1643 nucleotides long. The record is from the annotation of a GenBank genome assembly. NCBI's taxonomy places the organism in Eukaryota, Viridiplantae, Streptophyta, Magnoliopsida, Asterales, Asteraceae.